AAACGACACAGAACAGAAACAACCUGAUCGCCCUCUCUCUCCACCGCUUCCGCCCGUUCUCCCAUCCUUCCUUCCCCACCGCCUCCACCACCGGCUCCUCCUCCCCGCCUGGAUCCGGAUCCCAACCCAUGCCAACACCAAUGCCGGUGCAACGCCGCAAUGCCCCGGGUUCGUAGCCUCGCCUAACCCACCCUGGAUCUCACGUCUACCGCCCCCGAGGAUGUGGCGGCGCAAUUGAUCGGCCCUUCGAUCGGGAAUGAAGCGCGGGGGCAUCGGGGGCGCCGACGUGGAGGCCCCAGGGCCGAAGCCGACACAGCAGAGGAACCGCAGUGUGGAGUCCCACGACCGCGCCGUCGUCCAGAUGGUGUCCAUGGAACCCGGCUCGUCAGCGGGCGCAGCGCCCAGGCACAUGAAGCCUGGUACUAAUCUAAGUACUGACCCAAGAAUGCAAAUGGCUUCUUCAAAUGGUCAUGUCACACCUAAUGUAUCUCAAAGUGAUUCCAAGCUGGAACUCUUUGGUUUUGACUCUCUGGUCAAUAUUUUGGGACUUAAGAGUAUGACAGGAGAACAAAAUCAGGCACCAGCUAGCCCUAGGAGUGGUGAGGAUGUGGGGAUUACCAUCGGAUGCCCUAAGGAAACUGAGCAUAAACUUGGUACCAUGAUGGGUGUCUUCAUUCCAUGCUUACAGAACAUCUUGGGAAUAAUAUACUAUAUUCGUUUUACUUGGAUUGUGGGUAUGGGAGGCAUAUGGCAGUCACUUGUUUUAUGCGCAUUCUGUGGUGCAUGCACAUUUUUAACUGGAAUAUCAUUAAGUGCAAUCGCGACAAAUGGAGCAAUGAAGGGUGGUGGCCCUUACUAUCUAAUUGGCCGUGCACUUGGUCCAGAAGUUGGAGUUAGUAUUGGAUUGUGCUUUUUCCUUGGAAAUGCAGUUGCUGGAGCUAUGUAUGUGCUGGGAGCUGUAGAAACCUUUUUGGAUGCGGUUCCAUCUGCUGGAUUUUUUCAAGAGAGUGUAACGGUGGUCAACAAUACAUUAGUAAAUGGUACAACAGUAGCUGGUGCAACAACUGUAUCAACACCCAGCUUGCAUGACCUCCAGAUCUAUGGUGUCAUCUUGACCAUACUGCUCUGUUUUAUUGUAUUCGGUGGUGUCAAAAUUAUCAAUAAGGUUGCUCCUGCUUUCUUAGUACCAGUCCUCUUCUCAAUACUUUGCAUUUAUAUUGGCGUCUUCAUAGCACCAAGGCCUAAUGCUUCAAAGGGGAUCACUGGGUUAAGUAUAUCUACACUUAUGGAUAACUGGAGUUCAGAGUACCAACGUACAAACAAUGCUGGAGUCCCUGAUCCAAAUGGCUCAAUAUAUUGGGAUUUUAACGCAUUGUUAGGACUCUUUUUCCCAGCUGUUACCGGAAUCAUGGCCGGUUCAAACCGGUCUGCUUCACUGAAAGACACACAACGUUCAAUACCAGUUGGAACAAUAAAUGCUACCCUUUCAACUACUGUGAUGUAUCUGCUAUCUGUGUUUCUAUUCGGAGCCUUGGCUACAAGAGAAGAGCUUCUAUCUGACAGGCUUCUUGCUGCAACAGUUGCUUGGCCUGCUCCGGUAGUAAUUUACAUUGGUAUUAUUUUGUCCACUUUGGGUGCAGCGCUACAGAGUAUGACAGGGGCUCCAAGGUUACUUGCAGCAAUAGCGAAUGAUGACAUCCUUCCUGUUCUUAAUUGUUUUAAGGCUUAUGAAGGGUCUGAACCUCAUGUGGCAACUCUGUUUACAAGCUUCAUCUGUAUUGCUUGUGUUGUGAUCGGGAACUUAGAUCUAAUUACACCCACUAUCACUAUGUUUUUCCUCCUGUGUUAUGCUGGUGUGAACUUGUCAUGCUUUCUGCUUGACCUCCUUGACGCUCCUAGUUGGCGCCCUCGAUGGAAAUUUCACCACUGGAGCCUUUCUCUGAUUGGAGCAUUUCUUUGUAUUGUUAUCAUGUUUAUGAUCUCAUGGGCUUUUACCGUGGUCUCCCUUGCUCUUGCAAGCCUCAUCUACUACUAUGUCAGCCUAAAAGGAAAGGCUGGUGACUGGGGAGAUGGAUUUAAGAGUGCAUACUUCCAACUGGCUCUGCGAAGUCUCCGAUCGCUGGGAGCUAAUCAAGUUCAUCCUAAAAACUGGUACCCUAUUCCUCUCAUAUUCUGCCGCCCUUGGGGUAAACUUCCAGAAAAUGUCCCAUGCCAUCCAAAACUUGCAGAUUUUGCCAAUUGCAUGAAGAAAAAGGGACGUGGUAUGUCGAUUUUUAUCUCAAUCAUGGAUGGCAACUACCAUGAAUCGGCUGAGGAUGCAAAAAUGGCCUGCCGUCAACUAAGCGCAUAUAUUGACUAUAGGCGUUGUGAGGGUGUCGCGGAGAUAAUCGUAGCACGCUCAAUGUCAGAUGGUUUUCGCAGCAUUGUUCAGACAAUGGGCCUUGGCAAUCUGAAGCCAAACAUUGUUGUGAUGCGUUACCCUGAGAUCUGGCGACGUGAGAAUCUGACACAGAUACCGUCGACAUUUGUCAGCAUCAUAAAUGAUUGCAUUAUUGCUAACAAGGCUGUUGUCAUUGUGAAAGGACUCGACGAGUGGCCUAAUGAGUACCAGAGACAGUAUGGGACCAUUGACCUAUACUGGAUUGUGAAGGAUGGAGGACUAAUGCUUCUGUUAUCUCAGCUCCUACUCACCAAAGAUAGCUUUGAAAGCUGCAAGAUUCAGGUCUUCUGCAUAGCUGAAGAGGACAACGAAGCUGAAGAGCUAAAGGCUGAUGUAAAAAAGUUUUUGUAUGAUCUUCGGAUGCAAGCUGAGGUUAUAGUUGUGACUAUGAAGUCAUGGGAAGCAUGUGCCGAGAGCAGUGCUGGUGCUAAGAAUGAUGAACCACAAGAAGCAUAUGCAAGCGCUCAGCGUAGAAUCAGAACAUACCUUUCCGAGAUGAAGCAAACUGCACAAAGAGAAGGGCGGACGCUGAUGGAGGAUGGCAGAGAAGUUGUGGUUAAUGAACAGAAGGUUGACAAGUUUCUCUACACUAUGCUGAAGCUGAAUGCUACCAUCCUCAAGUACUCCAGGAUGGCCGCUGUGGUGCUGGUUAGCCUCCCACCGCCACCUCUGAACCACAUGGCCUACUGCUACAUGGAAUACAUGGAUCUGCUUGUCGAGAACGUCCCGCGAAUAUUGAUAGUUAGGGGGUACAGAAGAGAUGUCGUCACACUUUUCACAUGAUUAGAUACACAUCGGAGGAUCUAGCUUGGUGGUUGUACCAUUCCAGCGUGAUGGUUGAGCAGAUGCUGCAUGGAUUGUACUGCUGAAGUUGGAACUUGGAAGCCAUCAAGUCGAAUUCUAGAUGGAUUUUACUGAUUCAUACGUGCAUAACAUUAGUUUCAUUCUUUAUAAAUUCAAGACAUUCACACGGAUAGAAAAUACCUGGUCUAUAAAUUUUUUAUAGAGAAGCUUUUCU
Phragmites australis (common reed) is the source of this 3458-nucleotide messenger RNA. Its product is annotated as cation-chloride cotransporter 2. Bases 257 to 3223 code for a protein of 988 amino acids. NCBI's taxonomy places the organism in Eukaryota, Viridiplantae, Streptophyta, Magnoliopsida, Poales, Poaceae. The transcript is spliced from 13 exons. The record is from RefSeq and is a predicted model, not a curated record. Gene Ontology annotation, cellular component: membrane. Gene Ontology annotation, biological process: monoatomic ion transport; transmembrane transport. Gene Ontology annotation, molecular function: chloride:monoatomic cation symporter activity.